UGCAGAAGCGCUGUUCACGUCCCAGCACCGCAGGGAGGCAUCAAGGGCAGAUCGUGAAUAUAAAACUCCCAUUUAGAUCCUCUAGCUUUUACUUUCACUUUUUGAUUUCUCAAUCCAGAUUUGAUCAAACUAAAGCAUGGCCAUCAGGGCACAGUUAGAGGACCGUCUGACAGCGUAUGUCAAGGACACACUCGAGUACAUUGAGACCAUAAGAGACUUCUGUGACCAGGAACAGAAAUGGACCUCUGAGAGAAAGGCAGAGCUUGAGAAGAUGAGAGACAUCAAUGAAAAUCAGGAGCAGAAGGAGCUCGACGCCGUCCUCAAAGACACAUUAGAGGGUCUGAAGAAACUUGAGCCGUUCCUGGAUGCGGUGGAGAAGCUAGCAGUGACCUCAAGCCAUGUCUUCAGCGGACAGAUCUUCCUUCUGUGGGGAGAGAGUCCUGAAAGAGUGCAGUCCGUCAUCACAGAUGCCAGAACAGAUGCUCCUCUCCUCAUCCACUUCAAACGAGAUGCAGAAACCUUCUUCAGGCCUCUACUCGAUAAUGUGAACAUCCUGAUCUUUCAGCUAGACAACUACGUUCUCAACACAGAACAACUUUGUAGGAGAGUAAGACGAAAUUCAGUUUUGUGUGGAGACAUCUAUAAAUGUAAAACAGGUCAACCUUUAGUGCAGAUCAUUUUGAACACGAGUGAGAACGCCAUGCAUCAAAUGCUUGAUCAUUUGAAGCAGUUGUGUGAAAUCAGGAGGAACGAACACACCCGGCUGGCGUUCCUCUUUCAGGAAAAUGCUCAGAAAUUCAUUGAUGUGUUCAGUGAACGUCGCUCUAGAAUGAGGCAGCUCCUGUCAGAUCUGGAGGAGACGGCGGUUAAGCUGGACUCCAUGAAGUUGGGGGCCAGUAUAUCCACUGUGGUUGGUAGUUCAGUGGGGAUUGUAGGGGGUGUCUUGUCUAUUCUUGGAAUCGUUUUUGCCCCGUUCACUGCAGGAGCAUCAUUGGCUUUCACUGUGGCAGGGGCUGGUCUGGGGGCCACCAGUGGAGUCAAUGCUCUUGUAACAGGGAUCACUGAAACGCAAAUCAACCAUCACCAUGAGCGCAAUGCACAAAGUUAUUUAAAGAGUUACAAGGAUGAUAUGAUAUUGAUUGAAGGCUGUUUGAAAGAAGUGGCCAACAGUGAAGGACCUUUAGUGCAGCCUAGUGCAGUUGAUGCACCGAUCGUGUUACAAGGUGCUGGAGAAGUGUUGAGUAAGACUGUGGAUGGAUUUGUAGCUUAUGCAGGGCAUAAAAGUGAAAGAGUAACUGAAGCAGCAACCGAGAUCGCAAUGCGGGAUUUAAAUACGGCCCGUGACGUACCGCAGGUGGCUAAAUACUUGUCUACGACAGAGCAGCUGGCAAACGCGAAAGCAUUGAGGAUCGUAAAGUGUGCUAGAGCUGCAUCUGGCUUCGUAAAUGUAUUCUUUAUUGGCCUGGAUGGCUAUUUCAUUGUCAAAGAGAGUAUAAGUCUUCACAACGGGAGCGAGAGCGAGGUCUCUAAACUCAUCCGCUCCAGGGCAGCUCUGUGGAAAUCUGAGCUGGAGGCCUGGGAGAAAAUGCAUGAUUCCUUACGCAUAGGAAUAGAGACGAUUAGCAAGAGCCGGGAUACUUUGGAGAAACCCUUUCUUCCUUAGAAAUUUACAUUUAGUCAUUUAGCAGACACUUUUAUCCAAAGUGACUUACAAAUGAGGACAAUGGGAGCAAUCAAAAUCAACAAAAGAGCAAUGAUAUGCAAGUGCUAUGACAAGUCUCAUAUAUAUAUAUAUAUAUAUAUAUAUAUAUAUAUAUUUCUGUCUAUAUAUGUGGUCUUUUUUCUCUCUUUUUUAAAGAAAACAAGCAGUUAGAAGACGAACAGAGAAUGCAAAUGUUAGAGGGUCAACUGUUUGUUUUUUUAAAUAAAAAAAUAAAACAAAUAGACAAAAAAAAUAGAAUUAUAAUAGAGAGUGCUGUUAGAGGUCUUUAAAAAAAAACAAGUAGAUAGAAUAGAAAAAGAAUAGAGAACGCUAGUGUUAGAGGCUCUUUUUAUAUAUACAAAAGAAAACAUGUAGCUAGAAUAUAAUUAGAAUAGAGAGUGCUAGAGUUAGAGGGUCAAAUAAAGAUGGAAGAGUUUUUAGCUGAUUCUUGAAGAUGGGUAAGGACUCAGCUGCUCGGAUUGAGUUGGGCACGUCAUUCCACCAGGAGGGAACAGUUAAUGUGAAAGUCCUUGAAAGUUAUUUUGUGCCUCUUUGGGAUAAACAAUAAAGUGUCGUUCACUUGCAGAACACAAGCUUCUAGAGGCACAUAAGUCUAGAGUAAUGAAUUUAGGUAAAGGGGUGCAGAGCCAGAGGUGGCAAACAUUAAUGCCUUGAAUUUAAUGCGAGCAGCUAUUGGUAGUCAGUGCAGAUUGAUGAACAGAGGUGUGACGUGCAUUCUUUUCAGCUCAUUAAAGAUUAAUCUUGCAGCCGGAUUAAUUGUAAAGGUUUGAUAGAAUUGGCUGGAAGUCCUGCCAAGAGAGCAUUGCAAUACUCCAGCCUGCACAGAACAAGAGCCUGAAGGAGUUGUGAAGCAUGCUCCGAGAGAAAGGGCCUGAUCUGUAGAAUGCUGUAGAAAGCAAAUCUGCAGGACUGGGCAGUUUAAGCAAUGUGGUCUGAGAAAUCUCGAGUAGGUCUGGCUCCUUGAGCGUCACCCAUUCUUGAGCU
Molecule: messenger RNA, 2707 nt
Organism: Onychostoma macrolepis
Lineage: Eukaryota; Metazoa; Chordata; Actinopteri; Cypriniformes; Cyprinidae
Exons: 5
Coding region: 137-1663 (508 amino acids)
Biological process (GO): lipoprotein metabolic process; lipid transport
Cellular component (GO): membrane; extracellular region
Molecular function (GO): lipid binding
Source: RefSeq, a predicted model, not a curated record